UCGAGAUGGAGCGCGGAAUGUGUACUUGGAUUGCGUGCAUGCACGGUGUGCUGAUUCUGGUAGGAGAUACGAAAGCCGCCUCCACAGUAUAUGCUCAUCUUGGAGAAACUGCCACAUUGUCAUGGGACCUCCCCCAGCCUGGACUGGAGACGUUCAUGGUCAACAAUACAUAUUGGAAUCAGGAGGUAUUUCGCGUCACCAACUACCGCACAGUAACCGUGAUGAACAGACAACCAAGAGUGAAAAUGGAAUUUGUGGGCGCCAUUACUGCGUCUGGAACUGGUGUGUUCAGCUUCAUGCUGCAUGACGUGACCUGGUCCGAUGCAGGACACUACAGAUGUUACAGAAACCCAUCAAACCCUACAGCUGCUGAGGUUCCUGGCUGUGGUCAGACGCUUGUCGUAUUUGAUUUCCUACAGCCGUACAUCUCAGCACCAGACACACUUCACUUGGACAGGAGUGUUGACUUGUCCUGCUACAGUUUCACUUAUCCUGAUGAUAGUGUAAACGUGUCCAUUAACUGGAGGAGGAAUGGUUUCCUAGUAGAAGACACCUCCAAAUACAACAUAACACAGGAGAGUCGUGCAUGGGGCUGGUGGAAAAGAUACCACAGAAGUAUCUUCACUGUCAGUGACGUCAGGGCAGCAAAGGGAGAUAACUUCCAGUGUCAGGCUGUAGCAGGACAGAGGACAGUGUCACAAUGGAGUGAAGAGUAUGCACUGGUUGAACAAUCCGGGCCUUAUGCCAACUCCACAGUGGUUCGUGAAGGACACAAUGCUUUUAUUACUUGGAAGAUGCCGUUGGUUGAGGACGUAUUCUAUGUAUAUGCCCCUAAACAUAUACUACUCCUGGAAAUAAACCCUACUAAAGUCUACAUCUCGGAUGCCUACUGGUCGAGAAUCAAGAUAAGGAAGAUAACAACAUCAGCUGAUUAUGUCGUCAUCCAGUUCUGGCUACACAGUACAACAUCAGAGGAUGCGGGAAGAUACUACUGUUACAAGAAGAAUCAGGUUGAGAGCGUUCGCGAUUGUUCUCAUAUUUUGUAUGUACAAGGAAAACCAGCCAAACCCAACAUCAGUGUCACUGUCAGCACAGACAAGAUCGUUUUUACGUGCGAAACCAACUCUUCCAGUUUACCUCAUGACCAUAAUAUUUCAAUGAUAUACACGUGGCUCAGAAACGGACACGCGGUUGAGAAUGGGGGAAGGUACCACUUCUCAGGACACACAUUGGCUGUGACAGAUGUAAGGCAGGAGGACCUGGGCAACUAUUCAUGCCAGGCUACAGAGGAACAAGGCCUGGCUUCAGACUGGAGUGAUACAGUCGCUCCCGAGAUGCUGCCAAAACCUGAAGUUCAAGAACUAACAGUGAAUGGAACAGCACACAAAACUGUGAAAGACAAUCAAGUUGUCGUCUUCAGGUGUACAGUUGAGGGUUAUCCAUCCCAGGUUGUAUAUCUCAUUCAGGAAAGCAGCUCGGCAACAGUAAAUAUGUCCAGAAAACAACGGAAUGUGUAUGAACAUGCUAUGGUUGUAAGGAAGUGUUCCCAACUUGGAAUGUAUUUUUGUAGCACCACAAGUGUUGCUGGCACAGUAGAAGAGAAACAACAUGCAGUUGUCUUGAACGGAAUGCCACAACAACAAGCAUCAAAUGUUUUUGUAACCUACGGAAAACCUCCAUCAGUCACAAUCAGUCUUACACUGUGUUCAUACCCAGGACCUUCAAAAACAAAAUGGCGUUUCACACAGUCUGGAAAUCUAAGAGACAUCACUGACAUGACAAAGUAUCAUCUGGCAUCCAAGAAUAAAAAACACAAUGUGUUUGACUAUUCGCUUGUAAUUAAUAAUAUCGGCGAUGGAGACUUCGGGGCAUAUAUAUUCAGUGUUGGGUAUAAUGAGACAACAUUCGAUUUCUUCAUUCCUGCAUGCAAACCAUUAGAGGCGAGCCUUCCUCUUGUUGUUGGCUGUUCUGUUGGGGCUGUGAUUAUAACCAUCGUCGUAACUGCUGGUGUGAUACUUUCACGUCUCAAACAGUUCAGAGACUACUGGAAUUUACAGUUACGCCGAUCGUACAUCACACCAAUGCAAAAUGUGCCAGAAAAUAUCGAAUAUCGGGGAUAUGCUGAAAUUGACGAUGCUGGUAUAUCUGAACAUGACACUGAUAACACUAUGCAUCCUGUUGUUACUAUCCCGGUUGAUGACAACAUUCCAUCUGCAUCUGGUUCAAGACACGUGAGAGGAAUAGAAACUAUAGAACUAAGCUCAGGGAGAGCGGAUGGGGUUGAGGAUGGAGAAUAUGAAGAAGUGAGACCACUGCAGACUACCAGCUGUGAGGCACGAGAUGAACAAGAAACGAGUGCUCAAAUGCAGCAACAUGACAACAUUGAGGAAGUCUUUAAAAGUGAGAUGAUCAUGUCGGUGCCUGGCUCCAGCCCUCAUUCAGCAUCCAGUAUUGAUGUUACAGAUGUAUCGGCUGAGGGAAGAGAAUCUGGAAAUAUGGUAGCAGGGAUUAUUACUGUGUUUGCAGAAACAAGUCUUAUUACCCAUGAAGCUAAUGAAACAGUGAAUGCUCCUGUCAUUAAUGUCGGUAUGGAACAGUUACCUGCGACCAUGGAAAUGUAUUCUGUUAUGAAGAUGGAAGCAAACACUACAGUAGCGGAUGAGACCUUAAUGGAAGGAAGAGAGGAUGCUGCUGACAUUGCACCAGAUGGAUUAACUAACAACAGAUAUGACAGUCUGAUGCCACACCCUCCUCUGGUUAGUUACACAGCUUUGGAAACUGUUGGUGAUAUAAUGUAUGAUUAGUACUUCGCAUUUCGGCGGAUCGGGUGGCCCAGUCGUCUGAGGUGCCGCAAUUGUCACUAGAAACCUGUGGUAGUGGGUUCGAAUCCCGGUUCGCCCCGAUUAUGUUUCUAGGUAAAGCUGUGCUCGUGGUUUUCACCAAAGUUCCGAUGCCCACAUCACUUCGGGCUUUCCUCCCAUAUUAAGCUGAUAUAACUGGAAUACUGUUAAAAGGUGCAUUAAAAAAACUCACUCAAUCUGCCUAUAAUUCCAAAUACGACGUACUGAAAGUUGAGUUGUUUAGCAUAAUAAUGAACACUUUCAUACCCCAUUGCCCUCUUGUUAAAUAACUCUGGUGGUAAUCUUAAAAUUGUGAAAUUGAUAAUGUUGCCCUGAUUAGAAUGUUGAAUAGUUCUGUGCCAUCACAUAAUUUCCAGAAUAAAAAGUUGAUUUGUAUGUAGCCAGGUAUAUGUACCGCAUCUCCAUAACGUGAACUCUAAGAGCGGUAAGGCUCUGUUUGUUGUGUAAUAUAUGGUUCCAUAAAGGUUUCCCUUUUGAGGAACCAGUUUUACAGUUGUAAACCUGUAAAUAGUUAAUUUAGCUUUGCUACUGGCAUCGGGUAUUCCUUCUGAUUACGGGAAAUUGCGGAUAAACCAACACGUUUCGUUAAAGAGGCUAUUUAGUUGCUUUUGUGUACAUUACACAAGUUAUUUUGAUGUGUUGAUUGACAUGAUACUAUUUGGAUUUGCUUAAGCAUCAUUUAUGUAAGUUACAUCUUUUGCAAAACUAAAUUCAAUAAACAUAUAUGCAACCACAUGAUUUCUUGAUAUGUACGUGUAUAGUUGUGUAAAUAUUUGUCAUGCCUAGGGGUCUUUGCUCUGAACUUAAAACGCUUUGAUUAAUCAUACUUAUAUACAUAUGUUACAUGACUGUUCCGUUGGAUUCGUUUCCAAAAUAGUUAACCAUGGAGGCAAUGUACAACUGACGUUGAAGUAUAUCACAGAUGUCGAGAAUAUCACCAAACGUUUACAUAUCACCUCUAAUUUGAAAAAAGUAUGCUUGUUCACCGAAACCACAUGCAAUGAUUGCUUCUGGAAACUAUCAUACAGUAUGAAAAUAUAUUGUUUUUUAGAUCUCGAAAACGUUGAACGUAUGUAGUAGCACUGAGAAUUAAGCAUCACAUUUGGUUGACUUGGUAAAAUGUGUAUAUUGUCAGGGUAAUGGACCUCACACAAAAGUCCGAUUUGGCUUUUUUUGAUCGCACACAAAUGUCACACAAGGUAUUAAUGAUUCAUAGUUGAGGUAAAAUGUUGCCUGUUAUGUUUUAGAGUGUUUUUUGUUUUUGAGUACACUUAAUUAAUAUCCUCGAUUCAGAUAAAAUCAGUAACUGGCGUCAACAAGACGGUACAGUUCAUUGUAUCCUCAGUUGUACUUUUUGCAUUUUAAGAAUAAAAUGUACAAAUACAUGUCUUUUUUUAUUCAAGUAUUACCAAGUGUAAUUGACAUUCUACAUUUUGUAGCUUGGAUAGUUAACAUUACACCCAAAGCAUUACUGGGUAGUCAUGGUUUUGUUCAAUGAUUACGCCUAACCUCGCUGUGUAAAUGCGCACCAAAAUACACAAUGCCUCUGGUGAGCCACGUGGGAGGCUUUUUGUGCGAUUUAUGCGAUUGUACUAAAUUCGUCAAAAAGCCAAAUACAAAUUUACUGCAUUUACAAUAAGUUUCUGGAUUAAUGCUACCUCUUUGCCGAAUAUUACAGAAAUAAAUUCGAUCGAAAAAGA
Molecule: messenger RNA, 4561 nt
Organism: Haliotis rufescens (red abalone)
Lineage: Eukaryota; Metazoa; Mollusca; Gastropoda; Lepetellida; Haliotidae
Exons: 10
Coding region: 6-2804 (932 amino acids)
Source: RefSeq, a predicted model, not a curated record